AUGAGUCAAUACAAACCCAACAAUGGAAAGAGUAAUGAAUUGUGUCAGUUAGAAAAAAUGUUUAGUAGAAUACAAGAACAGUCAACAUCAUAUAACAUUGAGUUAAUUUUAUAUUUAGUUGAAAAAACCAAGGACGAUCCUGUUCAAGUAAUGAGGGCGUUUGAUUACUUUUUAAGAAGUACUUCUCAAAAACUAUUCAUAACAAAGAUUCAUUUAAUUGAUGCUCUUAUUCGUUUUAUUCGUAAAAAAGAAUUACAAUAUUCUUUUUAUUGCAUGUCACGUGCUACAAUGACAGCACUUUGUAGAAAUAAUUAUGAACUUACACGAGAAGACAUUGAUGCAGCACAUCAACUAUUUGUUCUUUGGGAGUCAAAGAGAAUUCAUGUUAAAUUCCUUAAUAUGUGGCAGUCAUUACUUGAACAGCCAGAAAGAGAUGGUUAUAUUUCAUUCUUAACCAAUCAAAUUUUAUUUAUCCCUCUACCAAAUGAGAAUAGAGAAUUACUAGUUAAUGAGAUUGAAAGUAAUUUUGAUUCCUGUGCAGCUUCAGUUAAUGAAGACAAAAUUAGCAUUGUUGCUGAUACUAACCAAGAUACUAAUUAUAUAAUUAAUUGGCUUAGACAACGAUACAACUCAAAUUACACAGAUAAUAUUUGUGAUCCAACACAUUCUAAAGCAAUAAUCAGAUUUCAAAAUGAGGAUUGGAUGCCAUACGACACUUUUUCUUUUGGCUCUGGAUUUGUUACAAUGAAUAAAAAUGAUAUUCCAUCUAAAUUUGUAGUGUAUGGAGUUACGUACUAUCUUCAUCUCAAAAGAAGUUCAAGAAGUUAUUCAAGAAGCCCGUCUUCAAGAAAUAGUAACUCUUUCAGGUCACCUUACCAAUCACCUACAAGAAGAUCAUCUCCACCACUUCCUGAAUAUAGAAAUUCAUAUAGAUCUCCUAUUAAUAAAAAUUAUCGUUCUUUUUCAAGAGACCGAUCACGAAGUCGUUCUCCUACUCCUUUGUAUAGGAAUUCAUUCAAUCACGACUCUCCAGGAAGAAGGAGACCGAGGUCUAGAAAGAGAUCUUACAGCUCGAAAAGAAAAUCAUUUAGUUCAAGAAGAAGUAGGUCAUACAACAAUCGGUCUAAUUCAAGAAGUAGAAAUUAUAAAUUAGAUCGUUCUAAUCCUAAUCAUUCUCCAAGAUAG
Molecule: messenger RNA, 1185 nt
Organism: Entamoeba dispar SAW760
Lineage: Eukaryota; Evosea; Mastigamoebida; Endamoebidae
Exons: 3
Coding region: 1-1185 (394 amino acids)
Source: RefSeq, a predicted model, not a curated record